This is a messenger RNA of Emys orbicularis (European pond turtle), 1731 nucleotides long. RefSeq names its product ovostatin-like. Lineage: Eukaryota; Metazoa; Chordata; Testudines; Emydidae. The record is from RefSeq and is a predicted model, not a curated record. The transcript is spliced from 12 exons. Gene Ontology annotation, molecular function: endopeptidase inhibitor activity. Bases 77 to 1441 code for a protein of 454 amino acids.
CCCAUCUGACAAAGCCUGCCCGAAAGAUUCCACGCCCGACUAUGGUUUUGGUGGUGGAUAUGCUGGUGGCAGAGGGAUGAUGAGUGAGUCUUCUGUGAUAAAGACAGUUCGGAUAUUCUUCCCUGAGACCUGGAUUUGGGAUCUAGUUCACAUCGAUUCUAAUGGAAAGGCCAGUGUUUCACUCACCAUCCCUGACACCAUCACAGAAUGGAAAGCCAGCGCCUUCUGCCUGGAAGAGGAGGCUGGGUUUGGCAUAUCCCCAUCUACCUCCUUGACGGCCUUCCUGCCCUUCUUUGUUGAUCUGACCCUACCCUACUCCAUUGUCCGAGGGGAAAAGUUUAAUUUAAUAGCCAAUGUCUUCAACUACCUGGACAAAUGCAUCGAGGUCAGUACCGUACUGGAAGAGUCCAGGGAUUACAAGAUAGAGCCCCUUUCCCAAGAGGGCAACACUGCAAGGGUGUGUGCCAACGAGAGGAAAACCUCCUCCUGGACUAUUAUUCCUCAAAAACUGGGUAAUGUGAGCUUCGCCGUUACUGCUGAGGCAAAGUCGAGUGACGCAUCUCAGGAGCAGGGGAUAGAACGCGUGGACACUAUCAGGCAGCUGCUGUUAGUUGAGCCUGAAGGCAUCAAAAAGGAGCUGACCCAGAGCUCUCUCAUUUGCACAAAAGGCAGCGCUGUCUCUGAAAUGGUGUCUCCGAAGCUGCCAGCGAACCUGGUGCAGGGAUCAGCCAGAGCUUCUUUUUCUGUCCUCGGGGACCUUCUGGGCAUGGCCAUGAGGAACAUGGAGAAUCUUCUCCAGAUGCCCUAUGGCUGUGGGGAGCAGAACAUGGUCCUGUUUGCUCCCAACAUCUACAUCCUGGACUAUCUGAAUAAGACAGGGCAGCUGACUAAAGAGAUCGAAUCCAAGGGCAUUGGAUACUUAACGAGCGGGUACCAGAAGCAGCUGUCAUACAAACACCCGGAUGGAUCCUACAGUUCGUUUGGGACCAGAGAUGUGGAAGGGAGCACCUGGCUCACUGCUUUCGUAUACAAGUCUUUUGCUCAAGCCAAACGCUACAUCUAUAUUGAUGACAACGUCCAAACUCAAACCCUGAUCUGGCUGGCAAGUAAACAGAUGCCAGAUGGCUGCUUCCAAAAUAUUGGGAACCAUUUCAACAAUGCCUUGAAGGAUGGAGCAGAAGAUGGACUUUCACUCACAGCCUAUGUCACUGCAGCAUUGCUUGAGGCCGGACUCCCCAACUCGCACACAGUGGUCCAGAAUGGUCUGUCCUGCUUGGACGCUGCAUCUGUCAGGAAUGUGGACAAUGUUUAUUACCAUGCUCUCCUGGCUUACGCUUAUGGCUUAGCUGGUAACAAGGAAAAAUGGAGAUUCUUCUUGAAGGAGCUGGACAAAUCGGCUACAAAAGUUGGUGAGUGUCAUUUGAGUUUUCCCAUGAGAUAGCCAUUGAGAGCGGUUUGAGAGCGGAAUAGCCGGUGGUAUGAAAAAUGUCAGUCUUUGAUGUCCGGCCCCUGCUACCUUCCCAUUCCACAGCAACCUGGGUUGGACUUAUCUCCAAAGUGGAAUAUGAAUUCUGUGAAUAUCUCUUUACUUUGUGGCCUAUGCAGAAGGGGAAACUGAGGCCUGAUGUUCUUGCAGCUUCAUUUUCUUUUCUUUGUAUAGACCCCUGUUUGCACUCCUCCCCUUCUACCACUCCCUCUCUCUGGAAAUAGAUCCUGGGUCUCUUGCAGUUC